UUCCACCCCUGCAAUGAACCCAGGGAAGUCACAGGGCCGGAUGUGACGCCACUGACUUGCGCAUUGGGGGUCAGAGGGCAGCGAGAUUCUCGCCCUGAGCAAUGGCCUGAUGUCGGCGGAGGGAAGCAAGCCCAGGCUCGGUGAGGAGGCGAGAUCUCAGGGAAUUGAGGACCUUUUCUUCAGAGGGUGACUCAGGUCAACACAGGGGCCCCCAUGUAGUCGACAGACACAGUGGUCCUAAGAUCUACCAAGCGUCCAGGUUCUGAGGAGACAGGCCGACAAGGAGGACUGGAGGCUCCGGAGCAGCACUAGCUCCUGCCCACACUCCCGCCUGCUGCCCUGACUGGAGUCAUCAUGCCUCUUGAACAGAGGAGUCAGCACUGCAAGCCUGAAGAAGGCCUUGAGGCCCAAGGAGAGGCCCUGGGCUUGGAGGGUGGGCAGCCUCCUGCCACUGAGGAGCAGGAGGCUGCCUCCUCCUCCUCUAUUCUAGUGGAAGUCACCCUGGGGGAGGUGCCUGCUGCCGAGUCACCAAGUCCUCCCCACAGUCCUCAGGGAGCCUCCACCCUCCCCACUACCAUCAACUACACUCUCGGGAGCCAAUCCGACGAGGACUCCAGCAACCAAGAAGAGGAGGGGCCGAGCACCUUUCCUGACAUGGAGAUCGGCUUCCAAGUAGCACUCAGUAGGAAGAUGGCUGAGUUGGUUCAUUUCCUGCUCCUCAAGUAUCGAGCCAGGGAGCCGUUCACAAAGGCAGAAAUGCUGGGAAGUGUCAUCAGAAAUUACCAGCGCUUCUUUCCUGUGAUCUUCAACAAAGCCUCCGAGUACGUGCAACUGGUCUUUGGCAUCGAGGUGGUGGAAGUGGUCCCCAUCGGCCACUUGUACAUCCUUGUCACCUGCCUGGGCCUCUCCUAUGAUGGCCUGCUGGGUGACAAUCAGAUCAUGCCCAAGACAGGCCUCCUGAUAAUCGUCCUGGCCAUAAUCGCAAUAGAGGGCGACUGUGCCCGUGAGGAGAAAAUCUGGGAGGAGCUGAGUGUGUUGGAGGCGUCUGACGGGAGGGAGGACAGUGUCUUCGCGCAUCCCAGGAAGCUGCUCACCCAAGAUUUGGUGCAGGAAAACUACCUGGAGUACCGGCAGGUGCCCGGCAGUGAUCCUGCAUGCUACGAGUUCCUGUGGGGUCCAAGGGCCCUCGUUGAAACCAGCUAUGUGAAAGUCCUGCACCAUAUGCUAAAGAUCAGUGGAGGACCUCACAUUUCCUACCCACCCCUGCAUGAAUGGGCUUUGAGAGAGGGGGAAGAGUGAGUCUGAGCACGAGUUGCAGUGGGGGCCAGUGGGAGGGGGUCUGGGCCCGUGCACCUUCCAGGGCCCCAUCCAUUAGCUUCCACUGCCUCGUGUGACAUGAGGCCCAUUCUUCACUCUUUGAAGAGAGUAGUCAGUGUUGUUAGUAGUGGGUUUCUGUUCUAUUGGAUGACUUUGAGAUUGAUCUCUGUUUCCUGUUGGAAUUGUUCAAAUGUUCCUUUUAACGGAUGGUUGAAUGAACUUCAGCAUCCAAGUGUGUGAAUGACAGUAGUCACACACAGUGCUGUUUAUAUAGUUUAGGAGUAAGAGUCUUGUUUUUUAUUCAGAUUGGGAAAUCCAUUCCAUUUUGUGAAUUGUGACAUAAUAACAGCAGUGGAAAAAGUAUGUGCUUAGAAUUGUGAAAGAAUUAGCAGUAGAAUACAUGAGAUAAAGACCUCAAGAAGUUAAAAGAUACUUAGUUCUUGCCUUAUACCUCACUCUAUUCUGUAAAUUUGAAAAAAAAAAAAAAGACAUGGAUACCUGGAUAUGCUUGGCUUCUUUGAGAAUGUAAGAGAAAUUAAAUCUGAAUAAAUAAUUCUUCCUGUUCA
Molecule: messenger RNA, 1883 nt
Organism: Symphalangus syndactylus (siamang)
Lineage: Eukaryota; Metazoa; Chordata; Mammalia; Primates; Hylobatidae
Gene: MAGEA12
Product: MAGE family member A12
Biological process (GO): negative regulation of transcription by RNA polymerase II
Cellular component (GO): nucleus
Molecular function (GO): histone deacetylase binding
Source: RefSeq, a predicted model, not a curated record